UUUCCAGCUAAUGACCUCGACUCUUUUUUUGACUGAGCUCUUUUAGUCCCAGGUUUGCCACCUUCUUUUCUCACUGUUGUGGCUAAGAAGGGGGCCAGCCGACGCAUUGUGAGCUACAGAGGAGAGGUGAACGCUUUUGGAAUUUUUUGGGUGCAAAAACAUUUGGCAGCACUCUUUUAGCAUGUUGCUCUGAAGCACUGCUGUGGGACCAGACAGUGCUCAAGAGGAGGAGGAGGAGGAACAGCUACCCAGCAGCUCUGGUUUCCGGCCUCUGCAGCACCCUUUGUGUAUGACAAUUCAUUUUGAGUGCAGGACAGCUAAGGAGGGUGGGGAGUGGGGAAGGAUGAGCACAAACAGAUCCUCUUGGGACCAGGCUGUUCUCCAGCCUCCGGUGUGUGAUGCCUGGAAGGAGACUAUGGAGGAAGCAGCCUACCAGCUGGCCAGCUGCAUUGUCCUCCUGGGUUACAUGGGGGGAAAUGGGAUCUUUGGGUCCCUCUAUAUCUUUGGCCUCCUGGCCCCAGGUUACUUCUGCUAUGCUCUGUGGGGCUGGCUAAAAGCUUGUGGGCUGGAUAUCUUCAUUUGGAACAUGCUGCUGGUCUUCGCCUGCUUGCUUCAGCUGGCUCACCUGGCUUACCGCCUCCGUAGAAACACCAUCCCAGAAGAGUUUGACCUCCUCUACAAGACCAUGUACCUGCCCUUGCAGGUGCCCCUGGAAGUGUACAAAGAGAUUGUGAAGUGCUGUGAAGAGCCAGUCCAGUCACUAGUCAGAGAACAGAAUUAUGCAGUGGAGGGCAAGACGCCCAUUGACCGCCUCUCAUUGCUGCUGUCUGGCAGGAUCCGAGUGUGCCAGGAUGGACAAUUCCUUCAUUACAUCUUUCCAUACCAGUUCCUGGACUCUCCAGAAUGGGAGUCACUGCGACCCUCUGAGGAAGGAAUUUUCCAGGUCACGCUGACAGCUGAGACUGAUUGCAGUUACAUCACCUGGCCGAGGAAGAAGCUGUAUCUCCUCCUGAGGAAGGACCACUACAUUGCCUGGCUCUUUUCCUCCCAUCUGGGCUAUGACAUCUCAGAGAAGCUCUACUCCCUCAAUGAGAAGCUCUUUGCCAAGUUUGGCCUUCGCUUCGACAUCCGCUUGCCCAGCCUCUACCAUGUCCUUGGGCCAGCCUCCUCUGAGGGGAAGUCAGGGGACUGUGAGGAGCUGCUGCCUGGCUCUGGUCAGGCCAGCAUGUCUGAGCCACCACUGCAGCAGCCGCCACCACCACCACCACCACUGGCUCUGCGCCCCCAGGCUUCCCAACCUGACAGUGACCUGCUGGGUGAGGACUCCACCAGUCUUGUCUUGGAAGAUUUUGCUGAGUUGCCGGGGUCUUUUAUGGACUAUGUGAGCGAAGGGGAGUAUAUGAAGUGAAGGCACUCCUGGCAUGGGCAUACCUCACCCUGUGUGGGACCCUUGUGUAAGUACCCACUUGCAGAGCAUCUGCCGUGAUGCAUCUGCCUGGACAGAGCAAUGGCCUCCAUUUGCCAUGGGUUUGCACCUCUGCAGUGGUUCCUGGCCUGCUGCCCCAAGGAGUACCAGAAGGUGGACUCAAGCUUUGUGGUUUUCUUAAGGAAAUGCAGCAGGGCAGAGGCUUGACUCCAGUCACUAGCUGUACUGUGGGGUAUAAAAGCCAGUAACCUGGCCAUAGAAAGCUCUUCCCUGCCCAGUUCUCUCCCCAUCCCUGAAGAGAGGCAGAAACACUGAAAUGAUGUCCGGGCGGGCAGGUGAUACACAAGUGGUCACAGAGACCAUGAGGUAGAGCUAUGCCAGGAGAUACUCCAGUAGUGAGCUGAGCAAGAGCUCUGCAGGUGAGAGAGCACACAUCCCUGGAGAUGCCAACAGGACUAGAAACAUCUCCAGAGUUUAUAGCAGUUUGGUAGCAAGGAGUUGCUAUACAUCCUGCAAGUGCUCAGUCUGGGCAGGGCGACGUGAGAGUCCUUCCUCUCUCUGUCCACCACAUCAGAGCAUUUGAUCUGCCCUCCUUGUUUCUGCCGAGAUUCAUCUCUGCCAGAUCAGUAAGGUGUUGAAAAGUCUGCCGUGGGUGCUAUGAGUCUUGCCUUCAGUCACCCGGGGUGGACUGGCAGGGUAAACUUUGUUUUAAGAUACACCAAACUCUGCUUUCCAGUGAGUGGGAAUGAGAUGCUAUCUUCCAAAAUGCCAGCUCCUUACUCCACAAGGGAAAAACAUUCUUGUGCCUGGUGAUUGUUGAGGCAGAGGAAUAGUGCAGGCAAACAGAAAUAGAUGGGAGAGUGGCUUGUACUUGAGAUUCAAAUCCUAGUGGCCAAGAGAGAAAUUCCACCCUGAGCUACUUUUAGCUAGCCACUGCAUGCCAGCUGCUGCACACCAGCUGAAGACCCCAAAAUGUGCAUUCCCACUGCCACCCACAAUAAUACAGCUGCCAAGCACCAAGCUUGGGAUUUGGAUUUCUGUCCUAGAAGUGACCCCUGCAUGUAUCUCAGCUGGGUCUGCACAGCAGGGAGGAAGUUGCAAGGCUGGGCUGCAGCUGGGGCGGCUGCCUUCCAUCAGGCAGCCUUGAACACUGAGCAGCAUUGCACCCUGAUCUUCUCUGUGCCUGCUUGGAUCUACUUCUGCCUGUGCUGUGGACUCAGUGGCAGGGAGCAUUGGCUCCUGGCAUGAGCCUUGACAAGUCUGCAAUAUUCUUCAUAUUAUCUGGGAUGUAAAAAAGUGGCCAGGGAAAGCCAGGUUUUGGCUAAAUCAGAUGAAGAGUUAGCAAGAGUUUUGAUUAGGGUUUUGUUGCUGAGGUUGUUUGGUUUUGUGUAGUUGGUUGUUGUUGUUUUCUUUUUUAAGGAGGCACAGAGAGAAAAAAAAAAUAAAUACACAUUUGUCCUAGGAAUGUGAAGCCCCUGGUUUUGCUGGUCAGCCUGCUGGAGAGAUGAAUUUGCAGCAUUUUCAGUCCUUACUUGGAGAGGCAGGAACACUGAAUCACUUAUGAGGCAUCCAUCCUCCUAGCUGUCGGAGUGUCUGUGAAAACAUGCAACCACAAUGAAUGCAAGUAGAGUUGGGAACAUGGCAAAGUCACUUUGCCUGUGCUUUGAUUCUAUUUUGCCUUCUCAGAAGGAGGAUAAAUAUUCUACUAUCACUGGUAGAAUUAUCCUACUUGAUCAAGUUAAAAUUUUUUUUUUAAUUACACCCAUUUUUGGCAGUAAGGCAAUACUGUGAACAUACGCACAGGAGGUGUGUGUGUGUCUGUGUGUGUUGGGCAAAACUUUGCUACACAGCAAAAAGUUAUUCCUUCUUUCACACAGUCCUGUUGUGAGCUGGAAGCUUUUGUCUUUCUAGAUGUUGUGACUGAGACAGUGUCAAGGACUGCUUUUAUUCGCAGCAGAAACCUACAAUAAAAACCCAGAUGUUUAGAGGCUUGCAUUUGAGGUGGGAAAGGAAGAUGAUCUUCCUUGUCUAUCAGUCUGGAGACAAUAGACAGUGUGAUAUUUUAAUUUUUAAGGUAAUUAGACUAGGAAUCAAAAACUCUGUUUAGUGUGCUCAAAUGGUUCUCUGUUACCCUAUCUGGCACUUGUGUGUCCUAACCACAUCACAUCCCAGCACAUCCCAUAUCACAUCCCAGUGGCACAACAGCAGUUGUAACAUCUGGACAGUAUUCCACCGUGAUUUGAGUACCUCACCACAAAAACUAGUGAUACAGAGGGGUUGCAGGCUCCAUACAAGCACUUGUCACAGCUCAGCAAAUAAUCUGAGCAGGUCUGCCGUGGCUCAGGUAAACUUUCAUAACUUUUUCCUACAUCUGUAAUAAACAGGGAAACCCCCUGCAUUGUCAUUGUUCAAGGUAAGUCCCUGAGGUCGGAGCUUCUCUGGGGCUUUCCCCUCUUCUGUGCUCUCAUCUCCUUCCCCAGUAAUUUUCAAUGUGGGUAAUCACCUUACAGUUCUCUAAAUUCCCCAUGCUGAAGUGCUUCUGUGGGUCAUGUUCCUUUUCCUUUUCUGUCACUACAACAGCCACCUUGUAACACUACAGUUCAGGAGGGCUAUUCUUGAAUGCCUAAAAUGCUACAAAAGUCAUACCCCAGAAAAUAUUAAUGGAAGAUAUAUUGGCCUACUAUUCAUCUUGUCUAGUUCCUUGAAAGCAUUUCUAGUCUGCUUAUGAGUAAGAUGGACUGUGAUAUCCCACUGAUGAGCACAUUCUUUCUAUAAGGAGGAUGCUGCCUGUUUGAAGGAGGCAGGUUCAAAGGUUCUGUUCAGUACUUGCUUUAACUGUGUACUGCUGUAUAGCUCCAGAGGAAAUAAACAUUCCUUGCAUGGAAAUGUAAACAACUAAGACCAACCUGCUUUUUCUCCUGUUUGUAUUGCAUUUGUUCUAGUAUGUUGAUUUCAAGUGUUUGCAGGAUAUGUAGCUGUUGCAUCUUGGUUUUUUACAGUUAUAUCUUGGGGCUGCCUUUCUCUUUGGCGCAUGAGAUGGGUAGAUGGAUGCUUGAUGGUCUGCAACUUGGUAUCUAAAUUAGUAGUUAAUGUUUUGUACCUGCUUUGACAGCAAAGGAGAAGGAGCUAUGGGCUUUGUUUAACCAAUAACACAGAAGGCACUUUGGAAGGCUUUGUUUUUGCCGUCUUGGAGUGGGUGCAUAAUCCUGUUUCCUGAUUUAACAGUUGUUGAAGAAUUACAUAGUUUUGCAUGCCAAUUUAGGAGGGGAGGGGAGAAGAACAGGUAAUGGUGGGCUCCAUGAGGUUUGUGUCUUGGAAAAGCCUGAAAGUAUGAUAGUAAUGGUGCGAUCUCUUUCUCUCUCUCUCCUCACCCCUCCCCCCCACCCCUUUCUUGCCUGGCCCCCUUUUCCUUCCUCCUCUACUGCAUUCCUUCUGCAGCCUCUGAAAACCAUCUCCAGAGUUCUCACCCUCUCUGCAAAGGACGAGCCCCUCUGGCUCCCACUCAGACCCCCGAACUCUAGGGAACAACAG
Oenanthe melanoleuca is the source of this 4957-nucleotide messenger RNA. RefSeq names its product popeye domain containing 2 (gene POPDC2). Gene Ontology annotation, molecular function: cAMP binding. Bases 290 to 1408 code for a protein of 372 amino acids. Gene Ontology annotation, cellular component: sarcolemma. The record is from RefSeq and is a predicted model, not a curated record. Lineage: Eukaryota; Metazoa; Chordata; Aves; Passeriformes; Muscicapidae. The transcript has 3 exons.